Messenger RNA from Coffea eugenioides, 996 nucleotides. RefSeq names its product transcription factor MYB14-like. The transcript is spliced from 2 exons. The record is from RefSeq and is a predicted model, not a curated record. NCBI's taxonomy places the organism in Eukaryota, Viridiplantae, Streptophyta, Magnoliopsida, Gentianales, Rubiaceae. The coding region runs from base 1 to 996 and encodes 331 amino acids.
AUGGGCCAUCACUGCUGCAGCAAACAGAAAGUCAAGAGGGGCUUAUGGUCUCCUGAAGAAGAUGAGAAGCUCGUUAAACACAUAACUGCCCACGGCCAUGGCUGUUGGAGUUCUGUUCCGAAACUUGCAGGGCUACAAAGGUGUGGGAAGAGUUGUAGAUUAAGGUGGAUUAAUUACUUGAGGCCAGAUCUUAAAAGGGGUUCUUUUACUGAACAAGAAGAGAGGACAAUUAUUGAUGUUCAUAGGAUUUUAGGCAACAGAUGGGCACAGAUAGCCAAACAUUUGCCUGGAAGAACUGAUAAUGAGGUCAAGAACUUCUGGAAUUCUGUGAUCAAGAAGAAGCUCAUUGCUCAAGGAUUAGACCCCAAUACUCAUAAUCUCCUGUCUCCUCAUCAAACCAAAGCCAAGAACAAUGGUAAUACUAUAAGCAAACUCAACUCUCAUCAUCAAGAAUCAGGUUCAGUUUUCACCAUGGAUACUUCACCAGGAAACAAAGAAAUCAUCGAUGCAAAAUCGACGUUGUCUCUCCCGAGUUCAUACAUUAAUUCAUCCGCAUUAAACGGAGCAUCAUCCAUAACAACAUUUGAGUUCCAAAACCCUAGUAAUCUUGCAUGGACUGACCAUGGAACUCACAGUUCUCAUCAGCAAUCUAUGAUGGAGUUUUCUAGCUGUUCUUCUAUGGAAAGCACUCCAAUUUCAACUUCUUCUUUACCUUCAUCAGGGUUUGGGAUUUUAGCUGAGAAUUGCAUGUGGGGUAAUGGUUUUGAGCCAUGCUUCGAUCACGCUCCGCCGCAGCAGCAGCAGCAGCCGGAAAAGGUCAGUACUGAUCAAGAAAAGGUGUACCGAGUGAGUAAUCACGAGUUUAAUGGUUGUCAGAAUGCAGAGAAUGGAUUUGAUAGCUCUAACAUCGACUUUGAGUUCAUGGAUUCGGCUCUAGUUCCUCCUGGAAUGUAUUGUAAUGUGAAUUCAAUGGAUCAACUUGCAUGGGAUUGUUAG